Messenger RNA from Cinara cedri, 5736 nucleotides. The record is from the annotation of a GenBank genome assembly. Lineage: Eukaryota; Metazoa; Arthropoda; Insecta; Hemiptera; Aphididae.
ACUUUCCGAACACAGUAUUGUAGUUAUAUCACUAAAAUAUUGUUUGUCAUUUAAGUGAAAUAGUUUUGACUUGAUUUUUCAAAAGUUAUUUUAUUUAAUUCUUGUAAUUUAUAAAAUCAUAAAUCAUGAAGAAGGCCGAGAAGAAGACCGAGGAAAUGGUGAGAAUUUACAAUAUUAAUAUAGUUUGUGUGUUUAUUUAGUUAUAUUUCAGUAUUAUAAAAUCUAUAUAAGUAAAAUGUAUUUUAUAUUAGGCAUAGAAACUAUGUUUUAUAUUUUAAUUUUUUUUUAGUCCGAGGAGGACAAACGAUUAGAAGAAGAACUUCAUAUGUUGGUGGACAGAAUAUUAGUAAGUCACUAUUUAUUCAUAAUAAUUAUUCCUUAAUGUUUUUUGUUUUGUUUUACUCAAUUUGAUACCUAUGUAUCAUUUUUGAUUAACUCAUGUUCUUUUAAGUGUUUUUAAUUUAAUUCAAAUUAUAUUAUAAAAUGUAAUUUGUCUUUUUGAUUUACCAAAUUAAUCAAAUUCAAAAUAUCAUAAAUAGGGAGAUUUUUGAUAAUCUUUCUGCUUAGAUUAUUCAAUAAUUGAGAUAUUUCAAUUUAUAUUAAAUUUAUUAAUUUGAUAAUCAUCAAGUGAUAGUUGACAAAUAGUAUAAACACAUUUGUUUGUAUUAAUUAUAACUAGCUCAUUAUCAUAUUAACUGUUGACCAGUUUGUAAAAACUCUAGUUCCAUUGUUUUGGAAAUUAUUAGUUAUUAUAUCUGAUAGUUUUGUAAUUAGGAAUUUGAUGUUUUAAUUUUUUUGAUAUUUUAGGAUACUGACACUUCUCUUUAUGGUGCAGCGUUAGAAACUUUACGUAAAUUGAUUCGUACAUCAACAACAUCAAUGACCAGUGUACCAUUACCAUUAAAGUUUUUACGCAGCUAUUAUUCGCGUUUGAAGGACAGAUGUGACACAAUUGAAACUGAUGAAAAAACAAAGGCUUUGCUCUGUUCAAUUGUCUCUAUAUUAGCUAUGGGACAAGAUAAAAGCUUAAGAGAUACAUUACGUUAUUGUUUAAGAGCUGGAGAAAUAGAUGUUGGUGAUUGGGGACAUGAAUAUGUAAGGUAAAAAUAUACAUUUUUUUUCAUUGAUGAUUAUGUUUUAUAGCGGCUAUAAAUCUGAAUUUAUUCCAAUACAUUUUCUUUAUAAUUUACUUAAAUUGUGAUUUUAUUUUUACUAAACUAGACAAUUGGAAGCUGAGAUUGCUGAAGAAUGGAGUAAUGAUCAAGUAAAUCGAGAUAAAUUGAUUACACUGAUCAAAAGUAUUGUAGCUUUUGAUAUGAAACACAAUGCUGAAAUUCAAGCUUGUGAUUUAUUGAUGGAAAUUGAUUUAUUAGAACUUUUGGAAGUAGAUAAAUCAAAUUACUUAAAAGUGUGUCUUUAUUUAAUAAAGUGAGUUUUUCAUUGUAUUUUUUUUUAUAAAUAGCAUAUUUACAGUAUUAUCCCGUUUUGUUAAAAAAUAAUUUGUAACAAGGGGAGGGUGGGCGGGUGAUAGCCCAAGAGUAGGUCCCUAAGAUAUUGGGUUCAUGUGCCAGGGCAGUACACAUUUGAAAUAUUUGACUAUAUCAAAAUACUUAUAAAACUAAUAAUGCUGUAAUAAAAGUAGGUAGUUACAGAGCAUAUUUUAAGACAUGUGCUUGUGUGAGGCCUUGUCAUAAGAUCUAUGUGGGUUGGAUUGAUGUAUUAAAAGGCCUUUAUUUAUGAAUGCUCAUAUCAUUUUUUUACCCCAGUCUGCCACUAUUUGCAAUUUUAAUUAGAUAAUCAAAUUUCAAUGUAAUAAAUUCUUCCUAAAAUGUUUUAAUUCACCUACUUAGACUAGGUACUUAAAUUUUGUAUUUUUAUUAAACAAUUUUACUUAAUCAUGACUAAUAUAUUUACAUAUUAUAAAAACAUAAAUAUUUUUAGUUAAAUUAUGUUUAAUUAAUUAAUUAAUAAUUUUUUUCAGUUGUUCAAUUUAUGUAGUUGAACCAGAAAGAACAAAUAUUUAUAAUGAAGUAUUGAAACAUUAUAUGAAUUUUGAAGAAUACCCAAGAGCAUUAUGCUUGGCUAUGUCAGUUAAUGAUACUGAUACAAUGACAAAAAUAUUUGUUGCAUGCCAAGAUCCGUAAGUUUUAAAUUCGACUAAUAAUUUUAGUAAAUUGCUUUUGUGAAAUAUUAUAAUGAGUUAUUAUAACAUGUUAUUAGUGGUAUUAAAUGUUUCUUUUUCUUUUUUUUACAUUUUAUACAAUUACUGGUUAUACAAAUCUUAAUUCAACUAAAAUAUAUUUCACCUUUCAAAACUUCAAAUGUGGUUUUUUAAUAUUUUAAGUGAUGUUGUAUUUAGAGUUCACAAUAUUGGUAUCAGUAAAUACUGACUAGUUAUAUUAAAUAAUUAUUUUUGAUUAGCUUAAUCAAACCAUUAUUUUAGUGACAAUUAUUUGUUUGACAAAAAAUUUUAGUAAUUUAUCCACUAUCUUGGUAGGCACUUGUUUAUCACAUGUGUCAUUGAAUUAGUAAAAUGUCCACAAUAUCAUAAAUAUUUGUAAAUUUACAGAGUCGUGAGAAAGCAGUUAGCAUACAUGUUGGGACGUCAAUAUGUUGGUUUGGAAUUGGAUGAUGAACCAAAGGAUAAAGCAGAUCUCACAAAUAUCAUGUCUAAUUCUCAUAUUAACGAACAUUUCAAUAGUUUGGCAAGAGAAGUAAGUGUUUUAAGUUAUAAUUACAUUAUAAUCAUAAUAUGUACAAUUUAUUACUGUAUAAUGUGUUGUAUUUAUAUUUGGUGUUUAUGUGUAUUUCUUAGUUAGAUAUAUUAGAACCUAAGACACCAGAUGAUGUAUACAAAACUUGGUUGGAAGGAUUAGUAUUACGUCCAUCGUAUAAUUUAGAUGUACCCGUAGACUCAGCUCGUCAUAAUCUUGCAUCGACUUUUGUUAAUGCUUUUGUCAAUGCUGGAUUUUCCCGUGACAAAUUGGUAUCAGUAGAAGAUGGAAACAAAUGGAUGUACAAAAAUAAGCAACAUGGUAAUUAUUUCUGCAGAAUUGAAUCAAUUAUAGAAAAUAAUAUACUUUGGUUAUUAAAAUGCAUGCCAUUUUUUAGGUAUGUUAAGUGCUGCAGCAUCUCUUGGACUUAUUCAUUUGUGGGAUGUUCAUGGUGGAUUAACUCCAAUUGAUAAAUAUCUAUACACUUCUGAAGAAUAUAUUAAAGUAAUUUUUGAAAUAGUAGUAUUUUAAUUGUAUAAUAUAUAUAACCUUAUAAUUUUUGGGUUUAGGCUGGUGCCCUCCUUGCUCUAGGAAUUGUAAAUGUUGGAGUACGUAAUGAAUGUGAUCCAGCCUAUUCACUUUUAUCAGAUUAUGUUUUACAUGAGAGUGUUUUACUUCGAAUUGGAGCUGUUUUAGGUAAAAUUGAACUUGUUCAAUAUUUGAAAAUUAUACUAUAAUGGUUUAUGUAUAAAAUGAUUUGCUUAGGUUUGGGACUUGCUUAUGCUGGUACAAGACGUCAAGAUGUGCUGUCAUUAUUGUUACCGGUUAUGUCAAAUUCCAAAUCUACACCAGAAGUCGUUGCUUUGGCUGCCCUUUCAUGCGGAAUGAUUAGUGUAGGUGCUGCUAAUCAAGAUGUUAUAUCUACAAUCCUCCAAACACUAGUGGAUUUACCUGUCACAGAAUUGCAAGAAGGCCAUUAUUCAAGAUUUUUACCUUUAGCCCUUGGACUAUGUUAUUUGGGUAUGUUUUAUUUUAGUAAUUAAUUUUCUUUAAAUUUUCUUGGUUUAUCUAAGUGUUCUAAAAAUAAUUUUAAAGUCUCAACGAAAAUAUAAUUUAUAAUACUGUAUGAUUAAAUUAUACAGAAAUAUAAGUUAAACAAAUGUUUUCAUUAAAAUAUUUCAAAAAAAAAUUUUAAAAGUGAGGAAAAACAAGUUAUGAAAAUUGAAGUUUGGCCCAUCUUUUAUUUAUUUAUUGAAUUGUAUUUUCUUUAGAUAACUAUAUAAAAUGGUGUAUAUUUUAAAAAUAUUUUAGUCACAUAAAAUUAAAAAUUUUAUGAAAUAUUAUUUUUAGGCCUGAAGGACAAAGCUGAUGCUCUUGAUGGAGAUUUAAAUGUAUUGGCUGAUCCAUUUAAGUCUAUGGCUAAAAUGACUGUCAAAAUGUGUGCUUGUGCCGGCUCUGGUGAUGUACUGACCAUUCAAGAGUUGUUGCACAUAUGCAGUGAACAUUAUACUCCAGCUCCAGUAAUUAUUAUUUAUUUGGUUACAUUUUUAAAAACUAUUAUAUUUUGUUAUUUGUUUUAUAGAAGGAGGAAACUUCCAAAAAAAGUGAUAAAAAAGAUAAGGAAAGCGAUAAAAAAGAAACUAAUACAGCAGAAAAAGAAAAGGAGAAAGAAAAAAAUAAAGAGACUGCUAGUAAGGACCUUUCAACAAUGCAAGCGGUUGCAGCCUUAGCUGUUGCUGUUGUAGCUAUGGGAGAAGACACUGGAUCGGAAAUGUGCACUCGCAUCUUUGGUCAAUUAGUAUGAUUUAUAUUUUAUUUUAUACUAUUAAAAAGAAAACUACUUAUUUAAGUUGGAUUUAUUUUAGGGGAGAUAUGGUGAACCACCAGUGAGAAGAGCUGUUCCAUUAGCUAUUGCAUUGUUGUCUAUAUCAAACCCACAAAUGAAUAUAAUUGAUGUGCUAAACAAGUACUCUCAUGAUUUAGAUGAAGAAGUAGCACAUAAUGCUAUAUUUUCUAUGGGUUUGGUUGGAGCUGGUACUAAUAAUGCAAGGUAAAUAUUUAAAAUUAUUAUUUCAUAUUUUACUGGUUUUAUAUUUAGAUAUUCAUAUGUUUUAUUUUAUAUUAUGUACAGAACUUCUUGUAAAAUUAUUUGUUUUUCUUAUAGGUUAGCAACUAUGUUACGACAGUUGGCUCAAUACCAUGCUAAAAACACUGGUCAUUUAUUUAUGGUGCGCAUUGCACAAGGUUUGACACACAUGGGCAAAGGUACACUAUCACUAUCACCUUUCCAUACUGAUAGACAGGUCAUGAAUCCAGUGGCUGUAUCUGGCCUUUUAAUCACACUGUUCAGCUUCUUGGAUACUCGUAACAGUCAGUAUAUAAUUUUUUUUUGUAAUUCGUCACCUGUUACAAAAUUUUAAUUAUUUUUUUGUAUUUGUUAGUUAUUUUGGGGAAAUCUCACUAUUUACUUUACACUUUGGUGGUUGCUAUGUAUCCAAGGUGGUUGGUGACUUUGGAUGAAGACCUUGAACCACUCCCUGUAUCAGUCAGAGUUGGUCAAGUGAGUUUUUUAUUUGUUUAAUUUACUAAUAUAAAAUAAUUAGUAUAUAUAUAAUUUAGUUAUUUUACAUAAACAAAUGUAAUGAUAAACAAUUAUUAUUUUAGGCUGUUGAUGUCAUUGGCAAAGCUGGUACUCCAAAAACAAUAGCUGGAGUUCACACUCAUACGACUCCUGUUUUAUUGGCAGUAGGAGAGCGAGCAGAACUUGCUACUGAUGAAUACAAAUGUCUUACACCUGUCAUGGAGGGAUUUGUUAUAUUGCGUAAAAAGCAAGAAAAUGAGUAAACAUUUUUUUUUUUUUUUUUUACUUCAUAUAUUAUAUUCUUUUUUUUUACAAAAAAAUUAGUUGUGUGACAACAAAAAACGAAUAUUACCUAUUUGUAAAUAUUUAAUAAUAAAUAUUAAUAUUUAUAAUAGACUGUCAUUUGUUGUACUUUUUUACUUUUUUAGUAACAAUUAUGUU